GGCGGGGUUUGCGCGGGGGCUGCACCACUGCCCGACCCGGCUCGGCGCAGAGCCCGGCGCGCGGCUGUCCCGGCACCAUGCGGCUCUUUGCGCUCGCCCUGCUCUCCGCAACCUUGGGCGCGACUUGCGCAGGUCAUGCACCCUCCCCGCCCGUGGUGGACACCGCACAAGGCAAGGUCCUGGGAAAAUAUGUGCACAUGGAGGGAUUUGAACAGCCCGUGGGCGUCUUCCUCGGAGUCCCCUUUGCCAAGCCCCCUCUGGGGUCUUUGAGGUUCGCUCCACCAGAGCCUGCAGCACCAUGGAACUUCGUGAAGAACACUACCUCCUACCCGCCUAUGUGCUCCCAGGAUGCUGUGGGUGGCCAGGUGUUGUCUGAGCUCAUCACCAACAGAAAAGAGAACAUUCCUCUCAAGUUUUCCGAAGACUGUCUCUACCUCAAUAUUUACACUCCCGCUGAUCUGAGCAAGAAGAACAGGCUGCCGGUGAUGGUGUGGAUCCAUGGAGGGGGUCUCAUAACGGGUGGGGCGUCCACCUACGACGGGCUGGCCCUAUCUGCCCAUGAAAAUGUGGUGGUGGUGACCAUCCAGUACCGCCUGGGCAUCCUGGGAUUCUUCAGCACGGGGGAUGAGCACUGCCUAGGGAACUGGGGUCACCUGGACCAGGUGGCUGCCCUGCGCUGGGUGCAGGAGAACAUCGCCAACUUUGGAGGGAACCCCGGCUCUGUGACCAUCUUUGGGGAGUCAGCAGGAGGUGAAAGUGUGUCUGUUCUCGUCUUAUCUCCUCUGGCCAAGGGCCUCUUCCACCGGGCCAUCGCUGAGAGCGGCGUGGUCUUCACCGGAAAGCUGACCAAGAAGGACAUGAAGGCUGCAGCUCAUAAAAUUGCCGUCUUUUCUGGGUGCAAGACCACCACCUCAGCUGUUAUGGUGCAUUGCCUACGCCAGAAGUCGGAGGAGGAGCUUCUGGAGACCGGGCUGAAAAUGAAAUUCUUCGCCCUCGAUUUGCUUGAAGACCCCAGAGAGAGUCACCCCUUUGUGCCCACGGUGGUGGACGGCUUCCUGAUGCCCAAGACCCCUGAAGAGCUCCUGGCCAAGAAGGAGUUCAACGCGGUCCCCUUCAUCGUUGGGGUCAACAAGCAGGAGUUUGGCUGGGUUCUCCCAACGAUGAUGGGGUACCCGCUCUCGGAAGGCAAGCUGGACGACCAGACGGCCGCCUCACUCUUGUGGAAGUCCUACCCCAUGGUGGGCGUUCCUGAGUCUCUCACUCCAGCAGCAGUUGAGAAGUACCUGGGCGGGACGGAUGACCCUGUCCAGAAAAAAGACCGCUUCAUGGACAUGAUGGCCGAUCUGAUCUUCAAUGUCCCCUCCGUGACAGUGGCCCGCAGCCACCGGGAUUCUGGAGCCCCCACCUACAUGUAUGAGUUCCAGUACCGACCCAGCUUCUGCUCGGACAUGAGACCCAAGACCGUGGCGGGAGACCAUGGGGAUGAGAUCUUCUCGGUGUUCGGAGCCCCGUUUUUGAAAGGUGGUGCCUCCAAGGAGGAGACUGAACUCAGCAAGAUGAUGAUGAAAUUUUGGGCCAACUUUGCUCGAAAUGGGAACCCCAACGGCGAUGGGCUGCCCCAGUGGCCAGCCUACGACAAGAAGGAGGGGUACCUGAAGAUCGGCGCCACCUCUGAGGCUGCGCACAAACUCAAAGAUGAGGAAGUGGCUUUCUGGACCGAGCUCUUGGCCCGGGAGGCAGCAGAGAUGCCCCCUCACACAGAGCACGUGGAGCUGUGAACAGAAGUGCCGGUGGUUGUGGGGGCUGGGGGAGCCCACAACACGGUGCUCAUGAGUCAAAGAGGUGUCACACUAGGGAGGCUGGACAGUGAGCACGCCAGAGAGGGAAUUUAUGUCUGUGUCCUCCAUGGGAAUAAAUCAUCUGGAGACCAAG
Sorex fumeus (smoky shrew) is the source of this 1932-nucleotide messenger RNA. It is a transcript of the gene CES1, whose product is annotated as carboxylesterase 1. The transcript is spliced from 14 exons. Gene Ontology annotation, molecular function: carboxylic ester hydrolase activity. The coding region runs from base 78 to 1778 and encodes 566 amino acids. Gene Ontology annotation, cellular component: lipid droplet; endoplasmic reticulum. Gene Ontology annotation, biological process: lipid catabolic process. The record is from RefSeq and is a predicted model, not a curated record. NCBI's taxonomy places the organism in Eukaryota, Metazoa, Chordata, Mammalia, Eulipotyphla, Soricidae.